Chenopodium quinoa (quinoa) is the source of this 3228-nucleotide messenger RNA. RefSeq lists its product as uncharacterized. The record is from RefSeq and is a predicted model, not a curated record. Gene Ontology annotation, molecular function: zinc ion binding; nucleic acid binding. NCBI's taxonomy places the organism in Eukaryota, Viridiplantae, Streptophyta, Magnoliopsida, Caryophyllales, Amaranthaceae. Bases 1 to 3228 code for a protein of 1075 amino acids. The transcript is spliced from 4 exons.
AUGGCUGGUUUGGAUAAGGACAUUUAUGAGAAAGUAGAAGUGCAACCCAAUCAGACCUUUGAUGAAGCUUGUAAGCUUUCGGUGAAAUUGGACAAUCAAAAGAAGAAGAAGAAACCUUUGAACCCUUUUGACCCAAAAUUCAAACGCCCAUUUAACCCACCAAAAGAAACCCCUUCCUUUCCAAAUUCCACUACCAAAAAGAACCCUGCCUCGUUUGAUCUUUCACAAAAAGAAAAAGGAAAAGCCAAAACCGGAGACUUAAGUGACAUUGUUUGUUUCAAAUGUCAUGGAAGAGGGCACUACAAGAGAGAUUGUCCUAAUGCAAGAGCUUUAACCAUACGAGAGCUUAAGAAUAUGAUGGCACAACCUUUUGUCCUUGAAGAAGAGAAGGAGAACAAAAAUGGUAGUGAAAAUGUACCUUUAGAGUCUUAUGAUUCUAAUGAGGAGGAGGAGCAAGUUGAUGAAUGUUUUCCCGAAAAAAAUAGUCUAGUAAUGAGGAGAGCCCUCCAAAUGCACGUGGAGGUUGAGAAAACCCCAAUUCAAAGAGAAAAUGUCUUCUUAACCAAAUGCAAGGUUAAUGAAGAUGUGUGUGACUUGAUUGUUGAUAGUGGCAGUGAAGCUAAUGUUGUGUCAAGUGAUCUUGUUAAGAAACUUGACUUGAAGACUACUAGACAUCCUACUCCUUACAAGUUGAGUUGGCUUGAUAAGAGCAAGAGUACGGGAGUUAGAAAACAAUGUCUAGUAAAAUUUCAGAUUGGUUCGUAUGUGGAUGAAAUUUUAUGUGAUGUCAUUCCCAUGGAUGCUUGUCACAUUUUGUUAGGGAGGCCAUGGCAAAGUGACAAAAAAUCAGUACAUGAUGGCCUAUCAAACACCUACACCAUUACUCACCAAGGCAGCAAGAAAGUGUUGCACCCCUUACCACCACAAAAAAGCCUUUCCCAAACACAAUCCCCACCACCACAAAAAGAGCCCAAAAGAAAGGACAUUUUGUUACUUUCCUUAAAAGGAUUCGAAAACUCUUUGGAGAAGGAAGAUGAAGUGUUCUUAUUGAUUUUUAAAGAGGAACACGAAGGUUUUGUCCAACAAAACCCUAGGCUAGCCGCAUUGAUCAAGGAGUAUGAAGAUGUUUUUUCUAAUGAAUUACCACAAGGGUUGCCUCCUAUUCGUGAUGAGUUGAGUGGAGCUCAAGUGUUUUCCAAGAUAGAUUUGAGGAGUGGAUAUCACCAAAUUAGAAUGAGGGAAGGUGAUGAAUGGAAAACAACCUUUAAAACUAAGCAUGGUUUGUAUGAGUGGCUUGUUAUGCCAUUUGGAUUAACAAAUGCUCCAAGUACCUUCAUGAGACUUAUGAACGAAAUGUUGAGGCCAUUUUUGGGAAAGUUUGUAGUUGUUUACUUAGAUGACAUUCUCAUCUACAGUAAAAAUGAGGAGGAGCACUUGAAACACUUGGAAGAGAUUUUCAAAACCUUGAGAGAGCAACAAUUGUAUAAGAAGUUAGAGAAGUGCCAUUUUUUGCUAACAGAUAUUGUUUUCCUUGGUUAUAUUAUUUCAGGUGAAGGAAUUAAAGUUGAUCCAAGCAAAGUGGAAGCCAUUUCUUCAUGGCCAAUUCCAAAAACAGUCACGGAGGUUCGUUCAUUUCAUGGACUUACUUCAUUCUAUAGGAGGUUUAUUGAACAUUUUAGCACCCUUAUGGCUCCCAUCACCGAAUGUACAAAGAAGGGAAGUUUUCAAUGGACUCCACAGGCUCAAAAGGCGUUUGAGUUGGUGAAAAAGAAGAUGUGUGAAGCGCCGGUUCUAGCCCUUCCAGAUUUCAUGAAACCGUUUGAAGUUGAGUGUGAUGCAAGUGGAAAAGGAAUAGGGGCUGUCCUAAUCCAAGAGAAGAAGCCAAUUGCGUAUUUUAGUGAGAAAUUGAGCCAAGGCAAAUUGAAUUACUCCACGUAUGACAAAGAAUUCUAUGCCAUGGUUCGAGCUUUGGAUCAUUGGUCACAUUAUUUGAGGCCACAGCCUUUCAUCUUACAUUCGGAUCAUGAAUCUUUAAGGUUCAUUCAUGGGCAAAAGAAGUUGAAUGCAAGGCAUGCUAAGUGGGUGGAAUUCCUACAAUCUUUCAACUUUGCAACCAAGUACAAGAAAGGCAAAACCAAUAUUGUGGCGGAUGCAUUAUCAAGAAGGCAUAAUCUUCUUGGAAUCAUGGAAACUAAAAUUCUUGGUUUCGAGGUCAUGAAGGAAUCAUACAAAGAUGAUCUUGAACUCAAGGAAAUCAUGGAGUCUUGCAAGAAUGGAGUCCACGGUUCAUUUGUCAUAAUAGAUGGUUUCCUUUUCAAAGGGAACAAACUUUGUGUUCCUAAAGGUGCAAUUCGAGAGUUGUUGAUCAAGGAAGCUCAUGGAGGAGGACUUGCUGGUCAUAUGGCUCGUGGAAAAGAUUCUAUCAUGGUGGUCGUUGAUCGGUUUUCAAAGAUGGCUCAUUUCAUAGCUUGUAAGAAGGUGGAUGAUGCGUUCAAUGUGGCGCAACUUUUUUUUAAAGAAGUGGCUAGAUUACAUGGUUUUCCUAGAACCAUAGUUUCGGAUCGUGACACUAAGUUUAACUCCAAGCAAACUACAAAGUAUUCACCUUUUGAAGUUGUGUAUGGUGUGAAUCCUUAUGUGCCGAUUGAUUACAUUUCGCUUCCUAAAGAUAAGUUCGUGCAUGGGACAGCCAAGGAGCAUAUAGAAUUCAUGAUUGAUGUCCAUAAAGAAGUUAGGAAGAACAUAGAAAAGGCAAAUGAGUCAUACAAGAAGCAAGCUAACAAAAACUUGAGAAAUAUGAAGAAGUUCGAAGUGGGUGAUCUUGUGUGGAUAUUCUUGCGCAAAGAAAGGUUUCCUAAACAAAGGAAACACAAAUUGAUUCCUAGGGCUGAAGGACCUUUUCAAAUCAUGGAAAAGAUCAAUGAUAAUGCUUACAAAGUGGACCUUGGAGGGCAAUUCGGAGUUUCAUCAACUUUCAACGUGGGUGACUUGGCUCCUUAUCUAGAAGAUGAUGAGUUGAGGGCAACUCCUUUCGAAGAAGGGGAGGAUGAUGCAAAUCAGGAAGAGUCCAUUAGUCCAAUCAAACAUGAUCAUCCUACAAGUCCAAUUCACAAAGAAAUCAUUCUUGCUAAGUCAUUUGAAGAUCAAGUGUUAGAUACUUUUUGUGCGCAUGGACCGUUUCUUGCUAACCAAGGGUUUACUUGUUUACAUUCUGGUUAUGAAUGUUAA